Messenger RNA from Grammomys surdaster, 896 nucleotides. RefSeq names its product G protein subunit gamma 11 (gene Gng11). The record is from RefSeq and is a predicted model, not a curated record. Bases 397 to 618 code for a protein of 73 amino acids. NCBI's taxonomy places the organism in Eukaryota, Metazoa, Chordata, Mammalia, Rodentia, Muridae. Gene Ontology annotation, cellular component: heterotrimeric G-protein complex. Gene Ontology annotation, molecular function: G-protein beta-subunit binding. The transcript has 2 exons. Gene Ontology annotation, biological process: G protein-coupled receptor signaling pathway.
CCAGCCCAGCAACUCCCCCGGGCGUGGCAAGGGUCCUACGCCAGCCCUGCCCAGUGUUGAGACCUGGUCCAGCAGGGUCUGCAGCCUGCCCAGAGCAGCCAGGAGGAUGUCUCAUACUUAACCCUCAGCAGGCUGCCUGGCUACAGGGCUGGUAGGGCCUGGAGAAGCCGUCCUGAGGUUGCUUGGAGUCUGGGAAAGGCCAUCGGGAGCAGGCUUGGGCAGGAAGCCGAGCCCCCGGGGAGCUGGGAGCUGCGGUUCGGUGUCCAGCCAGUCACGUCCUGCGUAAGGGGGGGGGGGUAGCCUGGACCCGCGGAUAUUUGGGGAAGCGUCCCAGUUCUAGGCGCUUCCAGUGACUCCCUUGCACAAGUGACUUCUGGGCCCAGUUCUGGGGCAAAGAUGCCUGCCCUUCACAUCGAAGAUCUGCCGGAAAAGGAAAAGCUGAAGAUGGAGGUUGAGCAACUUCGCAAAGAAGUGAAGUUGCAGAGACAACAGGUGUCUAAAUGUUCUGAGGAAAUAAAGAACUACAUUGAAGAACGUUCUGGAGAGGAUCCUCUGGUAAAGGGAAUUCCAGAAGACAAGAAUCCCUUCAAAGAGAAGGGCAGCUGUGUCAUUUCCUAAGUAACUCUGGGGGAGGGAAACUCUGUUCUCAGUUGGGACAGAUUCUUCUUUUGUUUCAUUUUUACCAAAUGAAGCCAAAGUGUGUGUUGAAGAAUUGAGAAAAAUGAAAUCGAGAAAAAGACUGUCAUAUAAACAUUCUCCAACUAGUUUAUUAUGAAACAUAUCUGCUUCUCACCAUGGCUCCCCACACCCCCUCAGAGGAGAGCAUCUGAAGGCAUGUCUCCCCCUUUCAGUAUACUGCUUGCUGUCUCCAAUAAAGUUUUAUCUUGGAAGAAUCA